CUUGAGUACCCCAGAAACAGUUUUCGUCAUGUUUUCUUCUGGAUCACUGGGUUUUCAACAAGGUUCUAACAGUGCCAACUUGGAGCUGAGGACAGUCUCAAAGAAUAGAAUGAGUGGCAACACAGUGUUGGAAGACCCAGGAAUACCUCUAGUAAACAGGCGCAACGGGAAGUACUCAAAAUACGUAGAGGACGACGGACAAAGUACAGUCACUGGAACUUCAGUCAUGACGUCAAAGUUUGAUAAUAUCAGCUACCGUCUUAGUAGAAGGAAGGUUUUACUGCGCUAUAGGACAAUCAUUGUUAAUCUAGAGUUCACUUUCGCUGUUUUAGGAAUUGUGCUUAUGCUCGUAGAGACUGAAUUAUUUUUCCAAGGUGUGAUUACUAAGUCUUCUAUCACGUCCAUCGUCCUCAAGUCGUGUAUUUCUGUCUCUACGGUUUUUCUUUUGAUUGGUGUAAUUGGAUACCAUGUGACUGGUAUACAACUUUGUAUGACGGAUAAUAGCCUAGAAGAUUGGAGGCUGGCCGUCAACUUUCCAUGGACAUACUUAAAAGUAUUACUUGAAUUGGCGGUGUGCAUCAUACAUCCUAUACCGGGAAACAUAUCAGUUUCUGCAAUUGAUCCGGAUGGAAAAACUAGAGAAGUUUCAAUCGACGCCAUUUUAUCAAUUCUCAUGCUUAUGCGAGUAUAUUUGCUCAGUAAAUUCAUGGUAGUUCAUAGCAAACUAUUAACAAGCACGGCAACACAGAGCCUUGGCGCUCUAAAUAAGGUUAAGAUAAAUUCAACAUUUGUAUUCAAGGCACUGAUGUCUUCGAUGCCAGGAACAGUAUUAGUCGUCAUAAUGCUGGCCAUUUUGGUCGUAAAUUCUUGGGCCAUGCGAACAUGUGAAGCAUACUACCACCCAGAUGCCAAAAAUUCAAAUUUCUUUAAUGAUAUGUGGAUGAUUGCAAUAACUUUCUUAACUGUGGGUUAUGGAGACACUUAUCCCAACAGUUACUGCGGAAGAUUUGUUUCCGUAGCAACAGGUUUAAUGGGCGUCGGAACAACGGCCCUACUUGUCGCUGUUCUUGCGCAGAAAUUGGAGCAAUCACGCGCAGAGAAAUACGUCCACAAUUUUGUCACCAGGGCACAAUUGGACAAGGAGCGGAAAAUCGCCGCAGCUGACACGAUUAAGUAUGUACUGCAGCUAUGGAGAAUGAGGAAAAAUAAUGAGAACAAUGGAAGAAAACGAAUUCGAUUACACGGGAAGUUGCUGCAAGCAAUAGCUGCAAUGAAAGAAGCUAAAAAUGAGAAGGCCUCUAUAGGAGAAACUGCUAUCGGUUUUAUUGAAAUUGCAAAGAGUGUUAAUGACAUUGUAGAAUUAUCAGAAACGCUCCAAGACACUCAAUCUGAACUUAAAAUGAAAAUGACAGAAAUAGACUCGACGAUAAAAGAUCUACAAGCCAAAAUGGAAGCCGUGUAUAAUACAGUUGUAAGAUGAUGACCACGUGAUCCUAUGCCACGUGACAUGCCAUGUGACAUUAUACAUUACUAAAUACUUACUGGGUGGCGGUAGAGAUGUCUAGAUUGUAGGUUUAAGAAUGCAAUGGCUGACUUUACUAACAACCAAGCUGAAGCAUCUUUUAGUGCAACACUCGAGCUCCUGUUUCGGGUAAUAGACAUUAGAAUCUUAAUGCCUACGAAAAGCCUGAAUACGACCAGCUGACAAAAUUGAUCAUUCAAACACGUAUUUAUUUAUUUAUAUCAAGCUCAAUGUCAAGUUUCAGUUACUGUAUAUGAACUGAACAAGAAUGUGAUAUCUUUGGUCAUAGAACUUUUUUGAAUUAGUUCUUUCAAAAAAAGAAACUGAAAAAGUCUCACAACUGUAGCUACGCGAGAUAUCAACAAAACAUUCUGUAAUACAUGUAACCUCAUAUAACAAUUCAAAUAUAUAAAUGAUCUGAUCAUUUACAUACACGUUAAUAGAUGGAAUAUUAUAGUUUGUUGCUGAAAGUCAUAAUACUAUGACAAUCACACUGCGCUGGUGUAUUAGUUUGCACUAUUAUCAGAACCAAAUAUGUGGCGAGCUAAAAAUACAAAAAUGUAGAAAAUAUACAUCGACAAGACUUUUUUAAUUUCCAUUCUUCAUUUGAUAGUAAGCUACUAUGAAAAGCUAGUGGAUAGGACUGGUGACAUAGAGAAUAGAUGGAACAAUGUACUUUAAUGAUACUUGUGUAAGUAGCCUCCCUCCCAAAACAAGGUUUUUUUUCCAAUAAAUUCCAGAAAAUAAACAAAUAAAAAGGAUUUUCAAACACCAUUCACCAAUUAAACAAAAAACAUGGAUUAUUUUUUAAAAUUAAAAUGACAUGAAGAUUUUUUCCCAAGUACUCUUUGAAUACAUUGAUAUUAGUUAAAUAUAAUAUAGUAUUUUAAAAAAAA
Saccostrea echinata is the source of this 2418-nucleotide messenger RNA. RefSeq names its product small conductance calcium-activated potassium channel protein 2-like. Bases 29 to 1480 code for a protein of 483 amino acids. Gene Ontology annotation, cellular component: plasma membrane; neuron projection; neuronal cell body. Gene Ontology annotation, biological process: potassium ion transmembrane transport. Gene Ontology annotation, molecular function: small conductance calcium-activated potassium channel activity; calmodulin binding. The transcript is spliced from 2 exons. The record is from RefSeq and is a predicted model, not a curated record. NCBI's taxonomy places the organism in Eukaryota, Metazoa, Mollusca, Bivalvia, Ostreida, Ostreidae.